AUGAAAAAGAAUAUUUACGUUGUAAAGGUUAAGCCAAAGAGUGGAAAUUCUCAUUCCUGUAAAACUGAAGAAGAUAGUCACUCGAAAUACGAAAACUGUCAAGACAUUUGUCAACAGGAGUUUGAUGUAUAUGGUAGAGAAACAAGCGGGCACGGUUUGAAGCGCAUGCUUGGCACUGGUACCGGACGAGUGGAACGCGCACUUUGGGCUCUGUGCGUCGUGUCCUCACUGUGCCUACUCAUUUAUUUCAGUCAAUACCUUGCCAAACGCUUUACUCAUAGUGCAUUGAAAACCACCAUAUACUCCACCAAUUACCCCAUCUACAAGGUACCCUUUCCCGAAGUGACUAUAUGCAAUAAGAAUCGCUUGAAUUGGGCGCGCCUGGAAGAGGUAAAGCACAAAUUUCUGUGGCAUGCACAUCAUAACACUUCGUACGAGCGGCUAUUCGUGGAGAUUGUCGCCAUGUAUGACACAUUCAUGUUCGGCUACUUCGUACGUUUCGCGAAUCUAACGGAUAAGCCGAUAGCGGAACUCAAUUACAUCAAUUUCACUGAGGUGGCGCGUAGCAUGACUUGGCGUUGUGAGGAGUUGCUAACGGAUUGUGUGUGGCGUUAUCACCCUGUGAACUGUUGCGAUAUCUUCAUAAGACGGCGCUCGAAUUUGGGCAUCUGCAUGGCAUUCAAUUCGGUAGAAUCGUCUAGAGGGCUUUUGAAACAGAAAAUGGACUCGAAGUGGCCAUGGCGUGUGGGCGACGGUGGUUUGAGGAACGGUCUGCAAGUUCGCACAUUACUGAAUGAAGAUAAGCAUUCGCCGUACUCGACCAAUUCGAAAGGUAUUUCGAUCAUGAAUGUGCAACCCCAUGUCUGGAGCUUUUCUUCUAUAGAUAUACCGAAGGAUGUUUAUGCGCGUGUUUACCUCGAUGCCUUUAUGAGUUUCUACGAUCCAGCCACGAAGCGUGUGUCGUCAACGAAGCGACAAUGCGUCUUUAAGGACGAAGAGGAUAGUCCCGACUUUAAAACUCUUACCGGUCACGUUUAUAUGUAUGAGAAUUGCCUCGCUGAAUGCCAGCAACAGCACCUAAUGAAGUUUUGUAACUGCACUGUGGAAAUAUUUUUCCCAAUCGGACCCUAUCCAAUAUGCAAAUUGGUGGACUUUCCUUGUUUGGCACGUUUUGGCACCGUAAGGAUUGGAAUUAUGUUGGAAUGA
Molecule: messenger RNA, 1206 nt
Organism: Bactrocera oleae (olive fruit fly)
Lineage: Eukaryota; Metazoa; Arthropoda; Insecta; Diptera; Tephritidae
Product: pickpocket protein 19
Biological process (GO): sodium ion transmembrane transport
Cellular component (GO): plasma membrane
Molecular function (GO): ligand-gated sodium channel activity
Source: RefSeq, a predicted model, not a curated record